UUAGAACACGAGCUCAAACUAUGGAAAGUGAGGUCUCCCCAAACUCUGUGGACUAGUCGCUCCGAUGAGGAAUUGCUCCGGCGUGAUCCUCAUCCUCUCCCUUGCCGCCCUGCUCUUCCUCCUCUCGCCGUCCCCCCUCACCACCCACCAGCCUGCCACCUACCCCGCCGGCUCAGUUGCCGACCUCCUGCCCUCCCUCCCCGGGCUCUCGGGCCUUUACCCGGCGCCCGCCAACUCCACCGCGCACCUCUCCUGGCACCUCCUCCGCCCCAUCCUUUCCCGCUCCGAUGCGAUCCCAGGCACCGCCGCGGGCGUCCUCGAGGCGGCCGCCGCCUGGCGCAACCUCACCGCCGCCGUCGCGGCGGCGGCAGCCGGCAGCAACCAAGAGACCCGCAACGCGAGCUGCCGGGCGUCCGUGGGCGGGGAUCUGCGCGCCCGCGGGGUCAAGAUCCCGUGCGGGCUCGCGGAGGGCGCCGCGGUGACGGUGGUGGCGGUGCCCAAGCAAGGAGCGGCCAGGUUCCAGGCGGAGUUGGUGGGAGGAGGCGGCGAGGUGGUGGCGUGCUUCAAUGUGAGUCUGGGGCCUUCUGGGAUGGUGGUGGAGCAGAGUUCUUGGACUCGCGAGGACGGCUGGGGGGAGUGGGAGCGCUGCCCGCCGCUUGGUCACAUCGGCAGCAAUAGCAGUUGGCAACUAAGUCCGGUCGAUGCCCUUGUUCGUUGCAAUCAGCAAGUAAGUGUGAAUAACAUUCAGGGGAGUAGCAACACCACACAGAAUGUUAGUGCGAACCAGCCUGAAGAUGAAAAGAGGCUCAAAGGACGUGCACAUUUCAGUGGCAGUACUGCAAUUGUCGAAGGAGAGCCUUUUACAGCAACACUGUGGGCUGGUGCUGAAGGGUUCCAUUUGACAGUAAAUGGGAGGCACGAGACAUCAUUUGCAUACAGAGAGAGGUUGGAGCCAUGGUCAGUAGCAGACGUCAGGCUCUCUGGGGAUUUGGAGCUCCUAUCAAUCUUGGCUAAUGGAUUGCCAGUUUCAGAAGAUGUAGACAUGGCAAGUGUUGAGCUUCUGAAGGCCCCACCUGUUCCAAAGAAGCGAAUUUUUCUUCUCGUUGGUGUUUUCUCUACUGGAAACAACUUCAAGCGCCGGAUGGCUUUGAGGCGAACAUGGAUGCAAUAUGAGUCUGUCCGCUCAGGCGAAGUAGCUGUGCGGUUUUUCACUGGCCUUCAUAAGAGUGAGCAGGUCAAUAUGGAAUUAUGGAGAGAAGCUCAGCUGUAUGGUGAUAUCCAGUUUAUGCCAUUUGUUGACUACUAUACCUUGAUCACUCUAAAGACUGUUGCAAUUUGUACGUUUGGGACCAAAAUUAUGCCUGCAAAGUACAUCAUGAAAACAGAUGAUGAUGCUUUUGUUAGGAUUGAUGAAGUCAUCUCUAGCCUGAAGAAGGCCAACCCCCAUGGUCUUUUGUAUGGUCUUAUGUCUUUCCAGUCUUCACCACACAGAGACAAGGAUAGCAAGUGGUUUAUCAGUCCAAAGGAAUGGCCUGUUGAAACAUAUCCGCCGUGGGCUCAUGGUCCCGGAUACAUAAUUUCAAGGGAUGUUGCUAAAUUUGUGGUUCAAGGUCACCAAGAACGAAAACUUCAGCUAUUUAGACUUGAAGAUGUGGCCAUGGGAAUAUGGAUCCAGCAAUACAAAGACAGUGGUCAGCAAGUGAACUAUGCCAAUGAUGAGCGCUUCUACAACGAAGGAUGCGACUCUGAUUACGUCCUUGCCCACUAUCAAAGCCCGAGGCUCAUGAUGUGCUUGUGGGAGAAGCUCCAGAAGGAAUCUCAAGCGGUAUGCUGCGAAUAACUAUGAAUCAGCGUCAGCAAGGGGCCGUGCAAGGACGUGGUAGAUUAGUUAGUGUUGUUGUUGUUGCUGUUGUUGUUGUUGCUGGUGGUGGUGAUGUUGUCGGUGGUGGUGUGCAUCCAGCAUUUUUACUUGGGUGGGAAGUUUGUGUGUAACGGUUGUAACAACCGGCGAUCAUCGUUCUUUUGUUCCGAUCAACGGCUUCGUUUCACGGAAGAGUGUGUCGAUCCAUGUAAAAUAUGGAUGUUGUUCUUAAAUGAGACUUUGAAACAUAUUGCUAAUUAGCGAUCUUGAGCUUUUCA
Messenger RNA from Triticum dicoccoides, 2139 nucleotides. RefSeq names its product hydroxyproline O-galactosyltransferase GALT3-like. Lineage: Eukaryota; Viridiplantae; Streptophyta; Magnoliopsida; Poales; Poaceae. Bases 65 to 1840 code for a protein of 591 amino acids. The record is from RefSeq and is a predicted model, not a curated record. The transcript has 7 exons. Gene Ontology annotation, molecular function: galactosyltransferase activity; carbohydrate binding. Gene Ontology annotation, cellular component: Golgi membrane.